UACGGAAUGACCGCCGUUUGCCAGGCCGUUCAAGGCCGUUGAAACAAAACGGCGGGCAGCUUCGUAGGAGUUUUUUUCCGUGGUAAAUUAUCAAAGAAUCUUCUUUGUUCUAUGGGCCUCUGCCAACGGACUGUUCUGUAAGAAGUCGUUACUUCCCCGCCAUAAAUGAAGCUAAGUAGCUUUCCACCGUCAUCAGGAGUCGCUGUUCAGCCUAAUGUACGAUGUUUAGUCGGGUUGUAUGGAUCUCUUAAGGAUUCCAGCUUUGAAAACCUCAAUCGACUAGUAGAAGAAGAUCGAGAUGAACAAGAGAUUUUGCGAUAUGCGAUAAGUCACGAAGAGUCUGAUGAAGUUCGAUUUUUAGUUGGAUCUCAGUCUCUGAAGCCACAAGGUAGUCAGGUCACUUUGGUAACACUUGUGGAGUCAUUAGAUAUCGACUUAAAAAAACAGACUUUUGCACAUCCGAAUGGAGAGGUUACUUCAUUGGUUACACUGGCAUCUAAACCAGAUUGCUUUAUAUCACUGUCAGCAUCAUAUUCAAAUGAACGACCAGAACUUCGUAAUAGUGCUCGACUUUGGAGAAUACCUAAUCUUAACGAAAAUUUAUUAGACGAUGCUAUGAUUGAAUCAAAUCUAUCAAAAUCACCAGUAGAUAACAAUAAUUCAUCUACGGCGAAUAAUUCAUUGGAUUAUGUAACUACACUACCAUUAGAUAAAUAUCAUAGCAUCAAAAGGAUUACAUCACAUCCGUCUAGUACGUGCUGUGAUUUAGCCUGUGUUGUCGGACCACCUAUUGAAAUGCCUGGUUCAGCUGCUUAUUCUUCCCUCGUAACCACUGCAACGACAAGCUAUUUAGUCAUACUUAAAGCUUCAUCAAAUUCAAAUUCUAGUGAUUAUCAAAUCAGUACAAGUGUACAGUUAUAUUUACCACCUUCAUCUCCAAGUGAUAGUUUACGUACAAAUAUGAAGUCAUCAACUGGUUGUUUAUCAACUACUGCAUCACCUAACGCUAUUCGUUGGUCUCCACAUGAACAUUCAAAUCAACUUGCGAUAGCUUUUGAUAAUGGUAUACUAGGAUGGGAUGUUCGAUGUAUGAAGCCUAGUUUCUGGAUGGAAAAUGCCCAUUGGCCAUGUGUUAGAGACAUUGAUUACAAUCCUCAUCGUCCUAAUCUGUUAGUAUCCGGUGGAGACGAUGGAAUCAUGAGACUUUGGGAUCUUCGCUAUUUACGCACAAGAUAUCGCUGUCUGUCUACCACUGCCGCUGUUUCAGCAAAAAACACAGCUAUUUCAAAUGCAUCUGAAAGAAUUAUGCAAUACGGCACGGAACCAACUGUUCAGCCUUUGUUCGCAAUCGCAUCUCACUCUCAUUGGAUUUGGUCAGUACGCUAUCACCCUACACGAGACCAACUUGUUCUCUCUUCAGGAAGUGAUGGUCGUGUUUGUCUAUACAACUUACCUAGCUAUUCGUCUGAUGCUCUUCUUACUAGUGACAUGAAUCAACAAUCGACUAAUGGUCAUAGUCAAAUAGAAUUGCAAGAUGAACUUGAUGACCAUUCAUCCUGUUCUCAUGAAGGUGAAAUUGACAGAAACGAAGAUGGUUUGAUCGCUCGUUUGGAACAACAUGAAGAAAGUGUAUAUACAGCUGAAUGGAGUCCAGUAGAUGCAUGGUAUUUUGCAUCGAUCAGUUAUGAUGGCAAUUUUCUUAUAAAUCGUGUUCCAGAUCAAAUCAAAUUAAAUAUUUUAUUACAAUCUAAUGAUUACUAAAUUAUUUGUAUUUGUUUUCUCUGCAUUCUGGUAUUGCUUUUAUCGUUUGUGCAUUUUGUUUUUCUCUUAACAAUACUUCUAUUAAUUCGGCUGUGAUAAUUAUUUAGUCAACUUUUGUACCAGUUUCACUAAUAAAUAUGGAUGUUUAUUGACAAAUAAA
Molecule: messenger RNA, 1921 nt
Organism: Schistosoma haematobium
Lineage: Eukaryota; Metazoa; Platyhelminthes; Trematoda; Strigeidida; Schistosomatidae
Product: Protein tssc1
Exons: 10
Coding region: 166-1761 (531 amino acids)
Biological process (GO): protein ubiquitination
Molecular function (GO): protein binding
Source: RefSeq, a predicted model, not a curated record